GCCCUGGCCGUGCGCGUGCGCAGGCGGAGCCGAGCCUUACCGGUGUUGGAGCCGGGCUCGCUCCCCGGUCCCGGCUGAGUCGGAGCUGGCGGGCCCCAUGCUGUCCCCCGAAGCGGAGCGGGUGCUGCGGUACCUGGUGGAGGUGGAGGAGCUCGCCGAGGCGGUGCUGGCGGACAAGCGGCAGAUUGUGGACCUGGACACCAAAAGAAAUCAGAACCGGGAGGGCCUACGAGCCCUACAGAAGGAUCUCAGCCUCUCUGAAGAUGUGAUGGUUUGCUUCGGGAACAUGUUUAUCAAGAUGCCUCACCCUCAAACGAAGGAAAUGAUUGAGAAAGAUCAGGAUCAUCUGGAUAAAGAAAUAGAGAAACUCCGGAAACAACUUAAAGUGAAGGUCAACCGCCUCUUUGAGGCCCAAGGCAAGCCAGAGCUGAAGGGUUUUAACCUGAGCCCCCUCAACCAGGAUGAACUUAAAGCUCUGAAGAUCAUCUUAAAAGGAUGAAACUCAAAAGCCAAAAUGAGGGAUCUAAGAUAGCAUCCCCCCUGAGGUCAUGGCGGACCCAGGACUCUCCAACUUUGUAACUUGCAAGGACAUGAACUACCCUGCUAGGAGAUAGGCAUCAGGAGUCUGAGCAUGAGAAGCCUCUGUCUGUGGGGAUUGGCUGCUCUGUGACGACAGGAGGGAGCCCUCAGCCUGCCAGUGUUUGUUGGGUCUGGCCACUGGAGUUGGAUGGACACAAGACCCAUUGAUAGGUCCUGGCAGCCACCAGAGGUGGGUGGGGGCAGUGCUUUGGGGGUGUGAGAAUGACCGAAACAGGCACUCGUAACAAGAGCCUGCUGUUCACAUGGGCCCCUGGCAGUGGCGGGGGAGUACAGGGAGCAUGAUUCCUGCAUUCCUUUCAGGAAGAGAGGCAUUCUCAAACAUCAUGUAGUGGACUUGGACUAAAGCAGGAGGCUCACAGGUAGGUGGUUUCUGAAAGGAUAGAAUCUUGGUGCUCCAUCGUUCACCCCAGCCAUCUGUGGGGCAGACACACCAUUCCCCACCACUGCCUCCACUUUGGUCCUUUUUUCCUGCUUGCCCCUGGGAUGGAGCCCAGAGUGGGUGCUGCUUAUCAAACUCCUGCACUUGCUGUUUAGUCAGGAAAGCCUUACAGAGUUCUGUACUGGGGGUGGGAGAGGGAGCUGCCUCUUCACGAGGCCCUCCACCACCUCUGAAGACAUGGCCAGCACCACUCAGUUCCCGCCUGUCCUCAGUGGUCUCGGAUCCUGGUGUGAAUGUGCUGUGAGGGCAGCAUCAUCUCUUUAAUGUUCAUUGAGGGCUUAAUAAAUGUUUCCUAAAUGACUGAA
Nyctereutes procyonoides (raccoon dog) is the source of this 1344-nucleotide messenger RNA. RefSeq names its product p53 and DNA damage regulated 1 (gene PDRG1). The transcript is spliced from 5 exons. Gene Ontology annotation, biological process: protein folding. Lineage: Eukaryota; Metazoa; Chordata; Mammalia; Carnivora; Canidae. The coding region runs from base 98 to 499 and encodes 133 amino acids. Gene Ontology annotation, cellular component: prefoldin complex. The record is from RefSeq and is a predicted model, not a curated record.